UAUCGUGGCCCUUGCCUUCCUCCUAGAUUCCCCGAGUAUCAUGGAUAUCUCCAUCUCUUCAGAAGCGGAAGAGAGACCAAACGUUAACAACGUGCCAGACUACGUCAGCGAUAUCCACACGUACCUCAGGGAAAUGGAGGUAAAAUGCAAGCCUAAAAUAGGCUACAUGAAGAAGCAGCCUGACAUCACCAACAACAUGCGGGCUAUUCUGGUGGACUGGCUGGUGGAAGUUGGAGAAGAGUACAAGCUCCAGAAUGAAACUCUGCACUUAGCUGUAAAUUACAUUGACAGAUUUCUUUCUUCAAUGUCUGUUUUGAGAGGAAAGCUUCAGCUUGUGGGUACCGCAGCCAUGUUGCUUGCAUCGAAGUUUGAGGAAAUCUACCCCCCUGAAGUAGCAGAGUUUGUCUACAUCACAGAUGACACCUACAACAAAAAGCAAGUUCUGAGGAUGGAGCACUUAAUUUUGAAGGUUCUGUCAUUUGAUUUGGCAGCUCCGACGAUCAACCAGUUCCUCACUCAGUAUUUCCUGCAUCAGCAGACAAAUGCUAAAGUCGAGAGCUUAUCAAUGUAUCUUGGAGAGCUGACUCUAAUUGAUGCUGAUCCUUACUUGAAAUACUUGCCAUCAGUUAUUGCUGCUGCAGCAUUUCAUCUAGCAAGCUAUACGAUCACUGGACAAACUUGGCCUGAAUCUCUGUGCAAGGUGACGGGCUACACCCUUGAACACAUUAAGCCUUGCCUCAUGGACCUUCACGAGACCUACCUCAAAGCAGCACAGCACACACAACAGUCCAUAAGGGAAAAGUACAAGAGCACAAAGUACCAUGCAGUAUCGCUUAUUGACCCACCAGAGACACUAGAUUUGUAAUAAUCAAGAGACUUAUCUUUUAAAUACGUAGAUGUAUAUUACAAGAAAAUGAUGUACAGUUUUUAAACGUGGUUCAAAGUUCUAGGUGUGAUUACUCAGAAUAUUAAUGCAGGUUUUGAUUAGCUUAAUUCUGAAGUUAGUUUUAUGUGGUUUUAAUGUAAAUCUUUUGUACAUGCAGUCUUCUUAAAAUAUGUAGCUAUGUUUUUAUAAGAAUGUUCUCUUGAAGCACAGAAGAGAAGUAACCAUGAAGACCAAGUCAAGUCUGAGACUUAUCUAAUUAUAGACUUAACAGUAAUACUAGCAGUGCAUUAUUAUCACAGGACUUUUUCUCCUUCCAAGUAAGAGGGACUUGAACUCCACAGUGGUAUCUGUAGCAUUUUUACACUCUCUAAUCUAAGCUGAGACUUAGUAUGACUAAACAGCUACAGUACUGGAAGAAUCUAUUGCAAUAAGGAGGACACCUUGCUGAGAUUGACUCUUGUGAGGCUCUCUGGGAUGUGCCGGUUACUGGAAGCCCUGAUUUCUCUUUAAUGGAUUACCUGCUCUUCAUCAUUAAAAGUUCAGAACUCCGCUGCAGGAACUGCACAGCUGAAACCAGUAAACUACAUACAGAAAGUGGUCUUACUAUAGUUAAUUUUCUAGUUAAAGUUAAAACUGAUACUAAUUUUAAACCUGUGGAGUUCCCACUAAUGCUUUAGCUUUUCCAAUAGCCCAUCAAUGUAGUAAAUAAAACCUACGGCCUGCUUACCUCUUUAGGGGUGGUGGAAUGAUUGUACUGCAGGAGAGUGAAUUACUGCUCUGUGCCCUGGAGAGGAGGCGGUGGCUUCUAGGGUGUGUGGGCUGCGUGCAGAAUGGUAUUAAUUCUGUACAUCUCUCUCAACUGGGAAGGAUUCUUCUUGUGGCAUGCAGCAAAAAUGUAAACCAAGUGAUCUUACUUUUCCUUAGUUACUAGAACUGCUACAUGAACAAUCUAGCGUGUGUCAUUUGAUGAAAUGGACAUCUACCUUCAACCUGUAUAAAUGGAGUGAUGCUCCCUGUACCUACUGUUCUUUGUGUAUGUAAAGAAGUGAUGCAAGGAGGUGCUGGAUUUAACUGAGCCAUUUCUAGGUUGGCAAAUAAACAAGUUUUGUACCUGCUCUUAGCAGUCUUGCCAAUACCUUAAAGUCACUACCUCGUAGUAAUACCAUCUUAAAUCAGCACUGUUUUUGAUUCUUUUUGGCAAGAGCUGCCCCUUGCCAAACCUGUGCCCCUUAAACUUCAAGGUGAUUCAACACUGGUUAUCUGCACACCAAAUACUAACAGUAUAAAUUCUACGUAUGUGUGAAGUAGCGGGUGUGGGCUAUUUAAGAAAAAAAGAAAAAGGAGAUAAAAUCAGCAGCCAUCUAUCAAGCUGCCAUAUACGCAUUACUGUGAGACCUUUUACACAUCUAGAUUCAGUUACUGAAAGCUUGCUGUUCUGUCCCACCCUGCUCUGUGGUUCAAGCCCUCCAUGAACCAAUUCAGUUACUAAACUGCUCUAGCCAAGUGACUCAUCCAGUCAAGGCAAAAGUAUGCAACAGAGGCUGCUCUUUAGCUAAAUGUAAGCCUUUUAGGAUGUACUUUAACUCUUCCAUAUAUUCUAAAGUUUAGCAAAGGGCCAUAUUCAUUCUGUUGGUCGAGCUUGUUCUUCAGUAGUCUUCAGUUAGUUUAAUUUCAAUAUCUUGCCACUGGAAAAGCUAAAAUCAGUUGGGAAAGACUGCAGUAUAUCAUGUCUACUGCUUAGUAUUAGAAAUGCUCUACCCUUGCAGGACAGGGAAUAUGUAUAUACAGGAACAUAUGUGCCACAGUUGUGACGUGACUUGGUGACCUUGGAAGGUCAAAUCAAAAAGCUGCAUUGGUCAGUAUCCUUUGAAGAUCACAAUGCUUUUUGUGAGAAACAGGCUUCUGCUUUCACCUUCCUGUGGCAUCUACUGAGUAACUUUCAAGACCGCUAAGAAGCAUGAACAGUGGAAGAGGAGUUAAUUUUAGAGAAGCAUAUUUUCCGCAAAGAGUAGGUAUCAGUGAAGUGAAUGGACAUCAGUAUUAUAGUAUUGAUUUACUGCUUAAUGAAAUGUCUCCUUGCUGUUUUGAAUGGAAGCCAUUCUCCUACUGUUCCCAUAGCACAGAAAAAAAUUCUCCUUUGCUCCCUCAGCUUGCUUUCAGCAGCCAGUAUCUGAUAUGACUUCCUGUACAGCCUUAAUAAUGCCUUAGUCACAGGCUACCAUCGCUGCCUAGUAUGCCUGUGUUCCUCUAUGCUUGCUGACAGAUGCAGUAAUGUUCUUUUCCAUCUUUUCAUUCUCUAAAGCUAAUGUGGGGGAAGAUUCUAGCUCUCACUUCCAUGUUUUGAUUAAAAAAACAAAAAUCCCACGUUGUGCUUUAUUACUGUUUUGCCUAUCUACUGUACCUUCUCCCAUUCUGAAAUAAAGCCUUUUGGAAUGGAGGAUGUCAGCUGUUAAGGAGAAAAAGAAGAUAAAUAGUAGUGGCAAAGUAUACUAGUUGUGUUCUUUAAAAAGGUUAAGGGCUUGUUGCAGAAUAACCAACCUUCAUUCACAUCUGUGCUUGUCUCUUUUUACAUCUUAUUACAGCUUUAGUGGGGAGCUAAUUUUUUUUUUUCCCCACUGUUCAUUUUUAAAAGUGAUGCUGGGAACAUCUGUGACAGCUACUUCUCUCCUGUUCGUGUCAUAUAAAACUGAAAAAAAUAGUCCUACAUUACUCCUGUGAAUAUGUGCAUGUUUCUUAUUUACUUGGUGUUCAAAACAAAGCAGGCAGGUUUGAGACAUCCUCUGUUUUGCCGGAUAUUAAAUUCAGAGCCUAAUUCUUUGAAUAUAAUUCAAGAAAAAUUCAUGUCUGUGCAUGUAAUAUUUAAUUAAACUUUUCAAAAAACUGA
Molecule: messenger RNA, 3770 nt
Organism: Meleagris gallopavo (turkey)
Lineage: Eukaryota; Metazoa; Chordata; Aves; Galliformes; Phasianidae
Source: RefSeq, a predicted model, not a curated record